AUGGCAAUUAGAAAGGGAUGCAUUCCUUCACGUCUAGCUUUAGCAUGGAUCCAUCAUCAAGGAACAGAUGUGUGUCCCAUACCUGGUACCUCAAAAUUCGAGAAUCUCAAUAAAAACAUCGAAGCAUUGUUUGUAAAACUGACGAAAGAAGACAUGGCUGAACUCGAAUCAAGGGUGACAGAUAUGGUCCUGGUUUUAGUACGUGGGAGCAUUCAGACACUCCUCCUCCGUCAACUUGGAAAGCUACUUGAAGACUGUCUGUAUCCUAAAAUUACCUUACGGAAUGGAAAGAAGAUUGAAAUAAAAAUGGCAUUACACCAUGUACUGAGCAAGCAAUUUCCAUUACUGGAAAUUGUUUGCCUUUGUAAAUGGCCAUCUAUUAUAAUUGUAUUGAGAUUUGGUUUUCAAACUACAGUCAUCCAGAUUGUAGAUUAG
This is a messenger RNA of Fraxinus pennsylvanica, 435 nucleotides long. NCBI's taxonomy places the organism in Eukaryota, Viridiplantae, Streptophyta, Magnoliopsida, Lamiales, Oleaceae. The record is from the annotation of a GenBank genome assembly.